Molecule: messenger RNA, 1948 nt
Organism: Myotis daubentonii (Daubenton's bat)
Lineage: Eukaryota; Metazoa; Chordata; Mammalia; Chiroptera; Vespertilionidae
Gene: SDS
Product: serine dehydratase
Biological process (GO): L-serine catabolic process; L-threonine catabolic process
Molecular function (GO): L-serine ammonia-lyase activity; pyridoxal phosphate binding; threonine deaminase activity
Source: RefSeq, a predicted model, not a curated record
AUGGCCUCCCGGGAGCCCCUGCACAUGAAGACCCCGAUCCGAGACAGCAUGGCCCUGUCCAAGGUGGCCGGCACCAGCGUGUACAUCAAGAUGGACAGUGCCCAGCCCUCGGGCUCCUUCAAGAUCAGGGGCAUCGGCCACCUCUGCCAGAAGAAGGCCGAGCAAGGCUGCAAACACUUCGUCUGCUGCUCAGCGGGCAACGCAGGCAUGGCGGCCGCCUACGCAGCUAGGAGGCUGGGCAUCCCCGCCACCAUCGUCGUGCCCAAGACCACACCUGCCCUCACCAUCGAGCGGCUCAGAAGCGAGGGCGCCACGGUCAAGGUGGUGGGUGAGACGUUGGAGGAGGCCCAUGAGCUGGCCACGGCCCUGGCGAAGAACAACUCAGACUGGGUCUUCAUCUCUCCCUUCGACGACCCCCUUAUCUGGGACGGCCACACUUCCAUCGUGAAGGAGCUGAAGGAGAUGCUGAGCGCAAAGCCGGGGGUCAUCGCGCUGUCGGUGGGGGGCGGCGGCCUCUUGUGCGGAGUGGUCCAGGGGCUGCAGGAGGUGGGCUGGGGGGACGUGCCCAUCAUCGCCAUGGAGACCAAGGGAGCCCACAGCUUCCACGCUGCCACCUCUGUGGGCAAGCUCGUCCCUCUGGACCAGGUUACCAGUGUGGCCAAGGCUCUGUGUGUGAGGACCGUGGGGGCUCAAGCCCUGAAGCUGUUUCAGGAACACCCCAUUUUCUCGGAAGUUAUCUCCGACCAGGAGGCUGUGGCCGCCAUUGAGAAGUUUGUGGAUGACGAGAAGAUCCUGGUGGAGCCGGCCUGCGGGGCAGCCCUGGCCGCUGUCUACAGCAACGUGGUUCAGAAGCUGCAAGGAGAAGGGAAGCUUCGCACCCCGCUGUCCUCAAUCGUCAUCAUCGUCUGUGGGGGCAGCAACAUCAGUCUGACCCAGCUGCAGGACCUCAAGAAGCAGCUGGGCAUGUAGAAUGCGCUGCCCAAGUGAAGGUCUCCCGGCCCCGGGAGACCCCUGCCAGGGCUGGAGUGUGACCCAGCACCUCGUUGUACGUAUCACGCUUCUGUCUGGUUGCGAGACUGCAGCCAGGCCAGUCGGUGCUUGCUUGUACCCACGAGCCCAUGGGGCGGAGGGGAACAUGCUUCGCAGUCGAGGCGGGGGGAGGGGUGGGUGUCAGCGGCCAGCGAGGCUGACUGACCCCCUGCUGCCUGUGUGACUGCCCUGUGAUCGUCCCUGGCCACCCCUGCCGGGGCGACUCUGCCCUCAUGUAACAUACCCGGUCCCCAGAGCAGGGUGGGCGCGAGGGACCGAGGUCACACCGGAGGCCCCCCCCGGGAGCACCGUGUGCCCACCAGGCUCUCCACCUGGGGAGGUGGACAGGCCCGCAGCCCAGGCUGAGGAACCGUCUUUAUUUUACUCCCAGGAAGCCCACCCCCACCCUUACCCAUUUUUCUAAUGUGCACACAUUUUCAUUGAAAAAUAAGUAUUUAUGACGCAAAGAGCCUUUGAGUUUCUCCAUCAUCACUGUCUUCCUCCCUUCCCUCCUCCCACCCCAUCACGCCUGCUCCCAGCCCUGCUAUCAGCAGUGAGCACCCCCAACCGCCACCUCCAGCCCCAGGAACCCUGGGGCCCCACAUGAAACUCAAGACCCCCCACCCCACCCCAUCCCCACAGCUGGGCUUGCAUGCCAGAGGGCGGGAAGCCGGUGAGGGAGGUGGCGCUGAACAAGAGGGGCUUGGGUGGGGCGAAGGAAGAGUGAUUUAAUCCCAGAACCACAGGGAGCAGGUAGUGAGCCCCCAUCCCUGGGGGUGUGUACCCCGACACUGGACAAUCAUCUCAGGGACAGGGAAGGAAUAGAGGCAAAGUCAGUGUCAGGCAAACCCUCUGAAACAUGAAGCCCUCUCUCAAGGAGGCAGGAGCCUCAAGGGCUGGGAGGGGCCCCAUCACCCCU